GUCAUCCUCUCCAAUUGAGCUUAGCGAGGCUAGCGAGAGCAUCAGGGUGACACAGAAGGUCACCUUUGUCGAUAUUCGCUGAGUUUGAGAAUCGGCACUCAUCCCAUCUGCCGCUGCUAUACCUCUGUCGCCAGCAGAUCAUCACAUCCGCCGUGAAGUGCCCGUCGGCCACCACCACGGCCACAGCAGACGGUGCCGACAGACUAGCAGCGGAGAUGAGCGGCCGGCCGAUGCUGCUCAACGUGGGCGGCUUCGUCAUGGCGUUCCCUCGGGAUGUGCUGCUGCGCGAGGGGCUGCGGGACACCUGCCUGGCGGUGCUGCUGAACCGCUUCGACAGCUGGAUGAUCACAGACGACAAUCGCAUUCACUUCAUUGACGCAGACCCCUUCUACUUCAUCUGGUGAGGGGGAGGGAGGGAAGCAACACGAUGGCUGACAGGCAGCAGAACUCGCCGUGUGUGUGUUCAGGUUGGCUGUGAAGCUUCGGUACCUUAGCUGCAACCGCAUCGACGUGAGUGAGAUCAUCGAGGGCUGCCCCGCACUGGCCUUCUACCACGACCGUUUCUUCGCCAAGACGGCCGUCACCAUCGAGCCGCAACACGGUGACCACGACAGCGAGGCGUUCCGGGGCUUCACGGCCGUCGUGGCGCCGUUCAUCAGCUCAUCGGUGGCGGGCGGGACGGGCGGCAGUGAGGUGCUGAGUGUGCGUGUGGCGGAUGGCGGUGUGGUGGCCACGACCGACGCGACGCUGGCCGACUACAGCAUACUGCACGACCGAUUCAUCAAGUAGGUCUACAGGCGGAGAUGAGAUGGCCUGGUGGUCAUCUUGGGCACCGUGUGUGUGUGUGCAGGUAUGGGCCCGUCGCGAAUGUGUCGGCAGACACCUUCCACAAGUAACACACCACAGCAGCAGCCAGGCGGCACACGAAAUCUCCAUGUGUGUGUGCUGUGUGCAGGGUGGUGGAUUACGUCCGUCGCAUUCGGUUGGCCCCCGACGCCGCCACGCCGCUGCCGACGAGCACUUGGCCUGACGAGCUGCUGUAUGCCUGUGACAUGUACGGCCUCAUGGAGCGGGUGUACCUCUCGAUGAUCGGCAAAUCCCACAGCCACAUCAAAUGCCUCUUCAAGUGAGUCACAACACACAUUAGAGGGGGACAAGAGGGAGAUGCCAUGUGUUGAUUUGGAUGCCUUUGUGUGUCAGGAAUUCGUCUGACGGUGGAGAGUUUGGCACUCUGGUAGAGCGAGUGGCGGGUGUGAGCGGCCUGCUGUUCGUUAUCGAGGACGAGAAGCAGCACACCAUCGCCUGCCACAUCGACGGCCCCCUCAUCCCCCCAGCUGACCCCACAUCGACGCUGACCAUCGGCUGCCCCGUGACCUUCUACUCCAUCAGUGGGCCAUUCGAGGAGGGCGGCAUCGCCGAGAUGACCGUGCCGCACACCGAGCAGCGUGUGAUAGUCGCUGGCACAGAGGGGGCGGUGAAGAACCCCCAGGGCUUGCGCGUGGGCAAGGUAGCCAUCGGUGGGGGCCGUCUGUGGCUAGGGGUCGGAGAGGAUGGGCGGCCGUCUGGCGACCUCCGCAGCUGCUGUCAGUGGGUGGAGAGGGAUGAGCUCCCCGACGACAAGGCAUAUGUGGGUGACAUGAGUGAGGACGGCCGGGCCACCAUAGCUGCCAGCCACUGGUUUACCGCCCAGCGACUGGAGGUCUACCAGGUCAGACCGACAGACACAUCAAGUGGACUGACGUCAUCAUGUCGAUGUGACGUCUCUGUCCAUGUGCGUCUGUGUGUGUCUGUUCAGGUGUGGAGCACUCUCCCGGCCGACCCCAUCCUCCCCGCCGAUGACCUCCACGCCCUCAUCGACAUGACACGCGACAUAUAG
Messenger RNA from Vitrella brassicaformis, 1876 nucleotides. The record is from the annotation of a GenBank genome assembly. NCBI's taxonomy places the organism in Eukaryota, Vitrellaceae.